UGUCAUUUUAUUGACGGACUUGCCGGCACAUGCUUUUCCCCCCAGAAAUUGGUCGAAGAAAUGCAAGCGCUGCUAUUUCCUCCCUCCCUAUCCAGUGUUUUCCGUGAUAAUGGCUUUCUUCUCUCCGAGUUUCCACCUCAGAGAGACCUCACAGAUCUAGCUAGACUGUGAACUCAGCUGGAACACACUGCUAUUAAAAUGACCGAAGAACCCAUAAAAGAGAUCCUGGGAACCCCAAAGUCCCCAAAGCAGGGGACAAUGGAGAAGAACACCAAGAAGGAAGUUGUGAUCAACACAGUACCCCUGGUCAGUGAGAUUCAGCUAACAGCCGCUACCGGGAGUGCUGAACGCUCCUGCUACCAGUGCCUUAAUCCCUUUGCUGUGGUAGUCCGCAUCACCGGGACAGUGGUCACCGCUGUGGCUUACAGCUUCAAUUCUCAUGGCUCCAUCAUCUCCAUCUUUGGCCUGGUUCUUCUGUCCUUGGGGCUCUUUUCAUUAGCCUCUAGUGCUAUGUGCUGGAAAGUGAGACAAAGGAGCAAGAAAGCCAAGAGACGGGAGAGUCAAACAGCUCUGGUGGCCAAUCAGAGAAGUUUGUUUGCCUAAGACUGAUUGAGACCAAGUGGGGUGGUGUGGCCUGAAAACCUGCUCUCACUUCCCCAGACAACCCCCACCGGACAUACCCAGAAUUAAUUUGGGGGACAGUGGCCUUAGCCUUGGAACAAGCCAGAGGAAUGGGGAUGGAUGGAAGAUGGAAGGGCAGAGAUGAAGAAUAACCUUUUAAUUCUUUCAUGACAAACUUAACUAUAAGGGCUAUUCAAAGACUGGAAGUUAG
Sorex fumeus (smoky shrew) is the source of this 832-nucleotide messenger RNA. Its product is annotated as transmembrane protein 100-like. The transcript has a single exon. NCBI's taxonomy places the organism in Eukaryota, Metazoa, Chordata, Mammalia, Eulipotyphla, Soricidae. Gene Ontology annotation, biological process: cellular response to BMP stimulus. The coding region runs from base 199 to 603 and encodes 134 amino acids. The record is from RefSeq and is a predicted model, not a curated record.